Rhineura floridana is the source of this 3321-nucleotide messenger RNA. RefSeq names its product arylacetamide deacetylase-like 4. The transcript has 4 exons. Gene Ontology annotation, molecular function: carboxylic ester hydrolase activity. Gene Ontology annotation, cellular component: membrane. The coding region runs from base 50 to 1306 and encodes 418 amino acids. Lineage: Eukaryota; Metazoa; Chordata; Lepidosauria; Squamata; Rhineuridae. The record is from RefSeq and is a predicted model, not a curated record.
GGAGACGCCACUGAAGUAGAAUAUCAGAAGCCACUGGUGUCAGAAGAGGAUGCUGCCCUUCUUAGCUCAGAGAACGGCACUCGGCGAAGCUCUGUUGAACCUGCUCCUGUAUCUGAGCAUUUUCAUCCCAUUCUUGGCACUGGCUUGGACACUUUAUUACCAUGUCACCAGGACCCACAUGCCUCCAGGAAUCAGCCAGGGUGCAAAAAUACGUGUUAUGAUUCUUGUUGGGAAUCUUACGGUUGGGCUGGCACUGUUUCUGGAGAAAGUUGGCAUCUGCCAUAAGUAUGUCAUCUGGAGGCUUGGGAUGAAUGGAAUACCACCUAGGGAGGACUCAAAGUUGAUCAUCAAGGAUCUGCUUUUUGAUGGGAUUCCAGUAAGAAUAUAUUGGCCUAAGGCAUCACCUGCUAGAAACAGGAGAGGAAUGCUCUAUCUCCAUGGAGGAGCUGGCUUAUUUGGAAGCAUCCGCGCAUAUGAAAGGGUGUGCCGCUACAUUGCCCGAGAGAGUGACACCGUGGUUGUGAGUGUUGAAUUCCGUUUAGCUCCUGAGCAUCGGCACCCAGUCCCAUUACUCGACUGCUGCACUGCUGCAAUACACUUUCUGAAGAAUGCGAAGGAAUAUGGAGUGGACCCCAACCGCAUUGCCAUUGGUGGGGACAGUAGCGGAGGAACAUUGGCUGCUGUUGUUUGUCAAGAGCUGGUGACCAGAGUGGACCUUCCAAGAAUGCGAGCACAGAUCAUGGUCUACCCCUUCCUGCAAGCAGUGGACUUCAAUUUGCCUUCCCAUCAGCAAAACCAUUCAGUUCCCAUGUUGUUCAGGAAACGGGCUAUCAAACUUGGUUUCGCAUAUCUCACUGGGAAGACUAUCAAUGUGGAAGGGAUUAUAGAGAGUGCCCAUGUUCCUAGGGAUAUGUGGGUGAAGUACAGAAAAUGGAUUAGUGCCGAUAACCUUCCAGAAGAAUUUAAGGCCAGGGGCUAUGUCUCAAAAGUGCCUGUUUCAUUUUCACAAAAGCUUUAUGAACUUGCCAAAAAGGCUUUUGACCCAAGGUUCUCCCCACUUUUGGCAGAAGAUGCGAUUAUCUGCCAGCUCCCCAAGACAUUCAUUUUGACCUGUGAGCAUGAUGUUCUGCGGGACGAUGGUCUGUUGUACAAGAAGCGGCUAGAGGACAAUGGUGUGCCAGUGACAUGGCAUCAUGUUCAGGAUGGGUUCCAUGGAGUAGCAUUCUUCAUUGAUUAUGCGCUACUUGAAUUUCCAGGCACACGGGACUGUAUGGAGCAUGUAGCACAGUUCUUAAAAGGGCUGUAGAGAUAAAUGACCCACUUUCAUUAGCAGUGCUAGUCUUCCACUUCAGUGGAGGGAUAUAUUACUCCGAUAUGAAUAACUUGAACAGUCUCAAAGAAAGGGCUGCCUUCAGUGUUAGCCCCGCUCAGAGCAGAGCCACUGAAAUGAAUGAACACAGCAAACCUAUGUACAUUAAUUUCAACUUACUCGGAUACAACCCAAAUCCUUUCUCUCUCUCAAGGAUGAAUGAACUCGUGGCAGUCUUUACGUUCUUGGACUACUACUCCCAUCAGUCCUGACAGUUGGCCAUGGUGGCUGAGGAUGUUGGGAGUUGGAGGGCCCAGAGCUUGGGAAAGUUACUUUUUUGAACUACAACUCCCAUCAGCCCCAGCCAGUAGGGCCACUGGAUUGGGCUGGUGGGAGUUGUAGUUCAAAAAAGUAACUUCCCCAAGCUCUGGGAGGGCCACAAGUUCCCCAUCUCUAAAUACUGUGUAAAUGUUGAUAUUCAAUUACGAACACGCUUUAUAACAGUUCUUAAUAAAGCAACACUAACAUGGUCAAGAUGGUGAAUCAAGGGGGGGACUGGAAACAGCUGUUCCUUAUGUAAUCUGUAACAUCCUCAGACAUCUGGAGGGUUUGUGCCUGGCAUUGGUGAACGGGGCCAGCUAGGGAUUUAUUUGGUAUGUUGCCUGGCAUGCUACCCAACAGCCUCCCCGCCUGAGUUGCCUUGGACAUAGUAUGGAGAUCCCCAGGCUUGUAGUACUGCAGGAUUUUUCACAUCCAUGUUGAGGCUGCCAGGCCUGGGGCAGCUCAGGACUCCAUGGCCUCCAUGACAGCCAUGGGACUGUCCCAACAUGUCAUCAGCCCAAGGGAUGUGGCCCACCACACCUUGGACCUGGUUUUCUUGGUGGGGCAAGAAGAGGAAAAUCUGGAGGUCGGGGAUCUUACUUAGAAGUAGUACAUCCAGGGUCUCAGGGGAUCCUAGAACUCUUACUUUUUUGGGAGCCAGGUCCCUAAGUCUCCAGUUUCUUAUGAGCCAAUCAGCAUGAAAUGGGAGUGUGUUAGCCACUGAGAAGAGUCUUCUAACUUGCUCCUUGUCAUUUCCUGCUGACUGGAGACAAUCAGAGUGAACGGAAUUCCUGUUCAUUCCUACUUCAAAAAGCCAAGUUGUAGAGAGUGAGAGGGUGUGGCUGUGACUAUGGAGGAGGGACCCUGCACUUCUCAAAUUGCCACUACUCUACUGAUCUUACCAUCAUUCCCUCCACCCCCCAGAAUGCACUAACCACCCCAUUCCCCCCAUUAAUCCAUUAGAUCAGGGGAUGGGCAUUUUUUUUGCUCCCACCCCAUGGUCCAACAUUCACUGGUGGGUGGGUCAACCCUCCUGUGAAUUACAUGACAUCCUGUCAAAAUCCCACAAGCAGAGGUUGAAAGAGCUAGGGUGGAAAGCCUUGCAGAAACCUCCCUGUGCUGAUCCUGUCAACUUUUCCGAUCCUCCCCGGCUUCUCGUUUGUGCUCCUGUUAGGAAUAAAUUAUUUCCUAGACCCCAAGAGUUGUCAAGAGUUGUCAAGAAACGCUACAGAACUAAUGCCGCAAUGAAUCAUGGAUCUCCAAGGGGGUGUGGGACAUGACCCUCUAGCUCUCGCUUCUUCCCUCAUGAGAAAGGAACACGCCGAGGCGCCUAUCAGGCUAGAGAAAGAGAUAAAAUGUAUCCCAUCUGGAUUGUUAUUGUUUCUCUCUGUCUUGCUUCACUAUACAAAUCCUGCACAUUGUAGCUAAUCCAGCACAAGUUGUUCCCAAAACACUUUGUUAGAAUGUAUCCAUAGUUUUACGUCAUACUGCUGUGUGGGUAACUUUCAAAAGCACACUAAACCCCAUGGUCAUCUAGCACCAAGUGUCAAUCCAAACAAGGAUAUGAAGAAGCGCUUGCUUUAUCUCUGUAACACUGUAUUCCCAUCUUAUGAUAUUAAUAAUAUUGUAUCUUGUUUUGCUUAUGAAAACUACAUAAAGGAUGCUUUAAUUAAUAAACGUUGCUCUCUUCC